Diversispora eburnea is the source of this 1203-nucleotide messenger RNA. The record is from the annotation of a GenBank genome assembly. Lineage: Eukaryota; Fungi; Glomeromycota; Glomeromycetes; Diversisporales; Diversisporaceae.
AUGUCAUUAAUCAAGCCUUCUAUACUUUCUCUUAAUCCAAGAAGUUCCUAUGGAAUUAAUACUUUUCAUGCAGUAUAUAAUCCUAAAACUGGUAAAACAAUAACUUCACAUCCUAUUUUACAAUCCAUUGGAGAUUUUUUUGCUGAAGAAAAAACGGACUUUGAUGAACAUGAGGGAAUUUUUGGCCAUGUAAAUUCAUUUAUACAUAAAACUUGUCGAGGAGCAGGAGCAGGAGGAGUAAGGAAUUGGAGUUAUGAAACUAUUGAGGAUUGGUUUCGCGAUGGAAUUAGAUUAUCCAAAGGAAUGACACAUAAAAAUUCUUUGGCUGAUUUAUGGUGGGGAGGAGGAAAAGAAGGAUCAACUAUUCAACAACGUAGAACAGUAUUUGAAGAAUAUGGUAGAUUUUUGAGUUCUCUUAAAGGUGCUUAUGUUGCAGCCGAGGAUCUAGGCACUACAGAGGACGACAUGGCAUCAGUUUUUAAGAAGACACGAUUCAUAACAUGUAUUCCACCUGAAUAUGGUGGUAGUGGUAAUCCCAGUGCUCCAACGGCACGAGGUGUAGUUUGUGCUCUUGAAGCUGCAUUUUCUUAUACUGGUAGAGAUUCUCUGGAAGAUGGUACUUUUGCUGUUCAGAAAAAAGCAAAACAUAUAUUGGUUAAUGAUAUAGAUAUGGCAAAAAUUAAUGCUGCUGAAAAAAGAUUUGAUAAAGAAUUUAAAGAGGGCAGAAUUACUUUUAGAUAUACUGAAAGAAAUGAUCAUUCUAUUUUGUUUGAAGAUGUGGAUGCAAUAGUGCCUUGCGCUACUGGUGGAAUACUUAAUCCUAUGACUAUUCCAAAGAUAAAAACUAAGAUUAUAUGUGGAGCCGCGAAUAAUCAAUUAAGUGAUUUUCUGGCUAAUAGAAUGGGUAUUGUCAAUUGUGCGGAUGAAUCAGUAGGACAUAUAAAAAAUGAUCCAUUAUUUGAGAAACAUUUCAGUAGGUCUUGGAUGUAUUCACUCUAUAAUUUAACUAAAUUUGUUCUUUCCAAAGCCGAGACAAGUGAAAGCACACCACAACAAAUUGCCAUAGAAUUAGCUGAAAAAAAAUCAUUGGAAACACAUCCAAUUUUUGGUCAUAGAGGUAAACAAAUUAUAGAUAGUUUAAUAAAUAGUGAUGAAUGGAAUUCAAGAAUUAAAGUUAAUGAACAACAGAUUGAAAGUUAUUAA